Molecule: messenger RNA, 807 nt
Organism: Menidia menidia (Atlantic silverside)
Lineage: Eukaryota; Metazoa; Chordata; Actinopteri; Atheriniformes; Atherinopsidae
Source: the annotation of a GenBank genome assembly
AUGACAACGAACGUGAGCGUGUACCUGCAGAACCUGGCGGCGGCGGACUUCCUGCUGAGCCUGUGCCUGCCGCUAAGGAUCCUGAACUACGGCAGCGGGCGGGUUCUAGUCCGGCAGCUCUACUGCCACUUCGGGGCCGCCGCCUUCUACCUGAACAUGUACGCCAGCAUCCUGUACCUGAAGAUAGUCCGUCCCUUACGAUCUCACAUCCUGCAGCGGGUGAAACCGGCUCGCAUCAUUUCGGCGUUGACCUGGUGCUCCCUUCUGUCGGUGACGGGCUCCUACGUGCUCCUGUCCCUGCUCACCCAGGACACCCCGGAGUCUCUGUCCACCAUGGUUAGCUGCGACAGCCUGCACAGCCCGCAGCUGCGCCUACUCUACCGCGUCACCCACAUCUGCUCCGCCGCCGUCUUCCUGGUGGUCCUGGUAUCCCUGGUGGUCUUCUACCACAGCACCUCCCGCCGCCUGGCCCAGGCCCAGAGGAACCAGCCCUCCUCCUCCAGCUCCAGGAGCCUCUCCAAGUCCCGGAGGAACAUGCUAGUGCUGGUUAGCGUCUUCACCGUCUGUUUCGUUCCGUACCACCUGGUCCGGGUCCCUUACGCCUUCCAGAAGAACUGGUGGUGCUGGAGCCGGUGGCUGUUCUACCUGAAGGAGGUGACCAUCGUGCUGUCGGCCCUCAACGUCUGCCUGGACCCGCUCAUAUACUUCAUCUUCUGCAAGGCCUUCCGGGCCCAGAUGAGGAUAAAGCGGUCCUUUAGCACCACCAUGGCCCAGACGCAGAACUUUCUCGCUAACUUAGAUGUGUAA